AUGGCAGGUACAAGGAGAUUGGGUGUAGCAAUGGAUUUCUCACCAUGCAGCAUCAAGGCAUUGCAAUGGAUGGUGGAUAACAGUCUUAAAGAAGGUGAUACCAUCUUUCUUAUUGUCAUUAAUCCAGAAGAGUACGAACAUGGUGAAAUGCAGCUUUGGGCGGAUACUGGUUCACCUAUCACACCUCUUGCCGAGUUCUCUGACCCUACAUUAUCAAAGAAAUAUGGAAUUAAUCCUAGUCAAGAAGUAUUUAAGAUUUCCAAAACAGUCAUGGAACAAAAUAAGGUUGAUGUACUAGUAAAGAUCUAUUGGGGAGAUGCUCGUGAGAAAUUAUGUGAAUCAAUUGAACACAUACCACUUGAUAGUCUUACUAUGGGCAACAGAGGCCUUGGAACUUUGAGAAGGGCCAUAAUGGGCAGUGUCAGCAACUAUGUAGUGAAUAAUGCUACAUGUCCAGUUACUGUGGUGAAGAGUUCGGACCAAAACCAUUAG
This is a messenger RNA of Lathyrus sativus (Indian pea), 492 nucleotides long. Lineage: Eukaryota; Viridiplantae; Streptophyta; Magnoliopsida; Fabales; Fabaceae. The record is from the annotation of a GenBank genome assembly.